Messenger RNA from Paramuricea clavata, 462 nucleotides. NCBI's taxonomy places the organism in Eukaryota, Metazoa, Cnidaria, Anthozoa, Malacalcyonacea, Plexauridae. The record is from the annotation of a GenBank genome assembly.
AUGGAUAGUUUCGACAAACUUGGAGAAACGUCUCUUCGGCCAAAGAGCAAAUUCUUCAGCAAGCUAAACAACGAUAACAUCAGCGAUGCGAAUUAUGAAAGGGCGCAGAAUGUGUGGAACGUCUUCGAUAUGAAGACCAUGAGGGAUUACCACGACCUGUACCUGAAAACGGACGUCCUACUCCUAGCGGAUGUGAUGGAAAAUUUUAGGAAGGUCUGUAAGACGAACUACGGACUGGAUCCAAUGUGGUACUACACAGCACACGGACUAGCCUGGGACGCUGCGCUAAAGUUGACGAAAGUGGAAUUGGAGCUUAUUUCCGAUCCGGACAUGUAUCUAUUUAUCGAAAAGGGUAUUCGCGGUGGAAUCAGCACCAUCACCAAAAGGUAUACUAAAGCAAACAACAAGUACAUCGGACUCUCAAAUGUUCCAGAAUGUGUCAUCCAAUGUCUAAAAAAUUAG